AUGGACAUCUUACUUCGUGAAAGCUCGUUCGGCCGGUUACUGAAUUUUGCCUCGAAUGGCCAGAUAUUUCCACAUCGUGAUCUUAAUAUUCCAAAGCAUGAAGAAACUACCAGUUCAAGCUCCUCUUGCCCUGAAGCCCCUCGCCACGUAUUGAUCGAUUUCAGCGGGCCCAACGAUCCGGAUAUGCCCAGAAAUUGGCCCACGUUAGCCAAGACAGUCGUGAUGGUGGAUGUUAUGCUGCUAAACUUCAGCUUCUAUGCGGCGUCGGCAAUCUUCACACCAAGCAUUCCGCGGAUUGAAGAGGUCUUUGGCGCUACCACUGCGGAGGGUACGCUGGGACUCUCGCUUUUUGUUAUUGCAUAUGGCAUUGGGCCACUCAUUCUUUCACCAUUAUCAAACCUGCCCUCUAUCGGACGUACACCAGUCUAUGUCCUCGGUUCUCUUGCAUUUUGUUUGUUUAACAUAGGCACUGCGCUAGCGAAGAACCUGCAUACUAUCCUUAUAUUGAGAUUCUUUGGGGGCUUCAUUGGGAGUGCGCCGAUUAGUGUAGGCGGUGCUACGCUGAUGGAGGUAUAUGGACCCACCGAGAUUCCGUAUGCCAUUGCAUUGUACGCAGUCAGCGGAGUUUGUGGGCCGAUUUUAGGACCGAUCCUCGGGACACUGGUAAUAGAGCGUUGGAAGACAUGGACUGCAACUCUAUGGCUUCUUUCCGGAGUCACAGCUUUCACUACCGUGUUUAUUUUCUUCUUGUUACCUGAGACGUUGUAUUCGAAUAUCCUUCUUCGUCGAGCACAACGGCUCCGUGACCAGACAGGGAAUCCGGCUUACCAAAGCCAAGCGGACAUCGACACCCCGCAGUCUAACCUUGCGAUACGCAUAGUGAAGCAAACGAUGGAUGAUUUCAAGCUAUCUUGCAUGGAUCCGGUCAUCCUAUUUGUUAAUAUGCACACUAUGUUGAUAUACGGGGUACUCUACUUGUGGUUUGAAUUUUUCCCAUUCGUUUUUGACGGAAUCUACCACUUCACCGCAAUUCAACAAGGCCUUGCAUUCUUCGGUAUCCUUGUCGGCGCAGUCGUGUCUGUCAUUACAUACGUGCUGUGGUUAUAUUUCUCUUACCAGCCACGAGUUGCGAAACCAGAAGCCAUCGUUGAGCCCGAAGCCCGCCUUGUCCCCGGACAGGUUGGGGCCAUCUGUAUCCCAGUUUGUCUCUUCAUGUUUGCAUGGACCUCUCGUGAAAGCGUACACUGGAUCGUCCCUAUCGUCGGUACAGCCUUCUUCGCACCGGGAUUCUACCUGACCUUCCAAUCUAUCCUUAACUAUCUAGGAGAGUCUUACCCACGAUAUGUGGCAAGUGUAUUCGCCGGCAACACAUUCUUCCGAAGCUCAUUCGGCGGAGCGUUACCUUUAGCCGCCCCAAGGAUGUUGCAGUCACUGGGUAUUGGGUGGGCGUCGAGUACGCUAGGAUUCAUAUCCAUAGCUAUGGUUCCUCUGCCAUUUAUCUUGGAACGCUACGGCAAAAGACUCCGCUCAUGGAGCAAGUAUGCGAACUAG
Aspergillus oryzae RIB40 is the source of this 1551-nucleotide messenger RNA. RefSeq names its product MFS transporter. NCBI's taxonomy places the organism in Eukaryota, Fungi, Ascomycota, Eurotiomycetes, Eurotiales, Aspergillaceae. Gene Ontology annotation, biological process: xenobiotic detoxification by transmembrane export across the plasma membrane. Bases 1 to 1551 code for a protein of 516 amino acids. The transcript is spliced from 8 exons. Gene Ontology annotation, molecular function: fluconazole transmembrane transporter activity. The record is from RefSeq and is a predicted model, not a curated record.